Sclerotinia sclerotiorum 1980 UF-70 is the source of this 1758-nucleotide messenger RNA. RefSeq lists its product as hypothetical. The coding region runs from base 1 to 1758 and encodes 585 amino acids. The transcript is spliced from 2 exons. The record is from RefSeq and is a predicted model, not a curated record. Gene Ontology annotation, biological process: oligosaccharide catabolic process. NCBI's taxonomy places the organism in Eukaryota, Fungi, Ascomycota, Leotiomycetes, Helotiales, Sclerotiniaceae. Gene Ontology annotation, molecular function: alpha-amylase activity.
AUGGGAUCCAUCGCCAAAAGAACAAUUGGUUCUACUCACCAAUGGUGGAAAGAAGCCAUCGUAUAUCAAAUUUAUCCAGCCUCCUAUCUUGACACCACCGGAUCAGGAGAUGGAGAUCUUAACGGGAUCGCCUCGAAAUUACCAUACAUCAAAUCUCUCGGUGUAGAUGUCGUAUGGCUCUCUCCCAUCUACAAAUCACCUAUGAACGAUAUGGGCUAUGAUAUCUCGGAUUAUCGAGCUAUCAAUCCAAUGUUCGGUACCAUGGAAGACUGGGAACGUCUUUGCGAAAAAGCCCACGAAUUAGAUCUUAAACUAGUCAUGGACCUUGUCGUAAAUCACACCAGUUCUGAGCAUGCUUGGUUCAAGGAAUCCGUCGCCGGUGGUCCUAAUGGUCCAAAACGAGAUUUCUACUACUGGGAACCACCGAAAAAUGGUAAAGAGCCCAAUAAUUGGGGAGCCAUGUUCGGUGGUUCAUCAUGGGAAAAAGAUCCAUCGCAUCAAACGGAGGAAUAUUAUCUGCACGUCUACGAUGUCAGUCAACCUGAUUUAAAUUGGACCAAUCCUGCCGUACGUAACGAAGUCUGGGAUAUCAUGAGAUUUUGGCUUGAUAAAGGAUGUGAUGGGUUCCGUAUGGAUGUUAUCAAUUGCAUCUCAAAGGAACCCGGAUUUCCCGAUUUCGAAGUCACAGAUCCGCGUAAUGAAUUUCAAGUUGGAGUUCAUAGCAAUUUCAAUGGACCACAUGUAAAGGAAUAUCUGGAAGAAAUGCAUCGCGAAGUACUUUGUCAUUACCCUGAAGCUUUUACCGUUGGAGAAACCCCAGGUAUCAAAACGGCCAAGAGUGCCUUGGGAUUAGUACAAGGAGGGAAACCCCUUCAAAUGGUUUUCCAUUUCGAACACGUGUACUUUGAUAUCCAACCUGGUAAAAAACCUUUCUUUCCCCGUCCUUCUUGGGAUCUUACAGAUCUUAAAAAAAUCCUCGGAGAUUGGAUGUCAUAUAAUGCAGCAAAUGAUGGCUGGGACUCCCUAUAUCUCGAAAAUCACGAUCAACCCCGCAUUCUAGGUCGUUGGGCAAAAGAUACUCCAGAAUGGAGAGUUCAGGCAGCAAAAAUGCUGGCGCUUUUCCAUGCUACCGGAAGAGGAACAUUAUUUGUAUACCAAGGACAGGAAAUCGGAACGGCGAAUAGUCGCUGGUGGAAAAAUGAAGAAUUUAGGGAUUUGGAAGAGAUUAAUUUCUUUGCUGCAGAGAAGAAACGUAGAGAGAAGGAAUCGAAUGGGGAAGAGGUCGAUAUGUCGGAUAUCUCUCGUGGGAUCCAAGGAUAUGGAAGAGAUAAUUCUAGAAUGGGUAUGCAAUGGGAUGAUUCACCCAAUGGUGGUUUCACAACUGGAAAACCGUGGAUUAAAACAAACGAAGAGUAUAAAGAGAUUAACGUCAAGGCUCAAGAGGGUAUCAAGGGAAGUACACUAGAGUUUUGGAAACAGAUGCUUCAAAUUAGGAAGAAUAAUCCUGUGUUGUGUAAAGGGGGGUUUGAAAUGUUGGAUCAGGAAAAUGAGGAGGUUUAUGCUUAUUUGAGGAUGGGUGAGGGAAAGGAAUAUUUGGUUGUUUGUAAUUUUAAGGAGUGGGAUGUUAGCUGGAAGGUUCCGGUUGUAAAGGGAGGAUUUUUGUUUGGGAGUUAUGAGGAUGAGGGGGAGAGUGCUAGUGAGGGGGAGGAAAUCAAGUUGAGACCGUUUGAGGGGAGAAUUUAUGUUAGGGAUGUUUGA